Amblyraja radiata (thorny skate) is the source of this 908-nucleotide messenger RNA. It is a transcript of the gene cacfd1, whose product is annotated as calcium channel flower domain containing 1. Bases 134 to 676 code for a protein of 180 amino acids. The transcript is spliced from 5 exons. Lineage: Eukaryota; Metazoa; Chordata; Chondrichthyes; Rajiformes; Rajidae. Gene Ontology annotation, cellular component: membrane. Gene Ontology annotation, biological process: vesicle-mediated transport. The record is from RefSeq and is a predicted model, not a curated record.
UGUCAGUCGAAGGGGGGCUCGAGUGGCGAGAGGAGGGAGAGAGAGAGUGGACAGAGGACAGGAGGCGAGGCCGGACCACCAGGACCACCGGGACCACCGGGACAGCAAGUGCCCCCUCCCCCCCGUGUCCACAAUGCCGAGCUCGGAGGAUGCCAGCGCCGAGCCCGGGGCCGAGGAUGCGGCCGUGGCCGGUUCGGCGCAGGGCGGCGGCGACGGGAUGACCUGGUGGUAUCGCUGGCUGUGCCGGUUCGCGGCUGUGAUCGGCGGGGUGUCUUGUGCAAUUGCUGGUGUGUGGAACUGUGUUACAAUCGAUCCCCUCAACAUUGCAGCCGGGGUCUGGAUGGUGCUGAGUGCGUUUGUCCUUUUCCUCUGUGAAGCUCCAUUCUGUUGCCAGUUCAUAGAGUUUGCGAAUGCAGUGUCUGCACGAGCUGAUAAGUUCCGCUACUGGCAGAAAGCAAUGUUCUAUUGCGGGAUAGCAAUAUUCCCAGUUUUCCUGCGAUUUUCAUUCACUACGCUCUUUGGGAAUGCAAUUGCUUUUGCUUCGGGUGUGCUCUAUGGACUUGCAUCACUUGGCAAAAAGGGUGAUGCUGUUUCGUACGCCAGGCUCAAAGACAAGAAACUGGCCGAUGAAGAAAAGUUGACGGGAUCGAUCACCAAUGAGACGGCAAUGCAGUGAAAGACAAGACACCGUGUUUACCUCGUGCAACCGCAGAUCAACAAACUAACGGGACUUUAUAUUUAUAUGCGUACAAUUUAUAUACUGCAGAGAGGGUCAGCUCUUGGUUUGAUGUGCAAUUGGUUCUUUCAGGGAAUAGUAAAAACAGUGUAGAUGAACGCAAAAUGGUGGAGUAACUCAGCGGGUCAGGCAGCGUGUCUGGAGAGAAGGAAUGUGUGAUAUUUCAUGUCGA